This is a messenger RNA of Belonocnema kinseyi, 2073 nucleotides long. RefSeq names its product plant UBX domain-containing protein 2. The transcript has 8 exons. The coding region runs from base 485 to 1936 and encodes 483 amino acids. Gene Ontology annotation, molecular function: protein binding. The record is from RefSeq and is a predicted model, not a curated record. NCBI's taxonomy places the organism in Eukaryota, Metazoa, Arthropoda, Insecta, Hymenoptera, Cynipidae.
ACAACUGACGUGAUGGCUACAAACACGAGUGUAAUUGUUUUGCUUCCAAAUGGACAUCGCCAAUCUGUCAAAGUCACGUUGAAUACUACUAUUCUACAACAUGAGGAACAGGUUUCCAGUUGCAGAUAAUAAGGAAUUAAAAGCCUGUCAUUUUGGGCCACCCUAAUGGAUAUUAGAUUUAAAUUCUAAAGUUAAAUAUUUUUAUUGUAUUAAAUAAAUACCAAAACUAAAUAUUUUUCGACCUAGAAUACAUUUAUAACAUAAAGAAGUAUCGAGCCUUCAUAUGAAAAGUAGUAUAGAGUAAAAAAGUAUGUAUAUGCAAAUAUUUGUGUAGUAGAAUCAAAAGAUUAAAUUUGUAAUUAAGAGUAUUUAUCCAUAAACCAUCGAAAGAACAACGUAAUUAUGAGCGAAUGAUUUUUUUCGUGAAAGCAACAAUUUUCGGAUUUUAUAUUGUAAAAGGUGCUUGACGAAGUAUGCCAGAAACAUGGCUUCAAAGCAGAGCGUUAUGAUGUCAAGUAAGCCCAUAAGUGUAUUACAUUCUCAUCAGAGAAGGCAUUUUAAUAAAAUAUUGGAUGCGAACGCCAUUUUUCGCUUUACUGGGUUAUCAAAUAAUGCUCAGCUAGAGAUGGUGCCAUGUAGGAAGGAGAGAGUGUUAUCAAAUAUUACUAUAGGAAUACAACUAGAAGAUGGUCAACGUUUGAUGAGCGAUUUUUCACCUAAUGCAGUGUUAAGCGAAAUACUAUCAUGUUUAAUACCUGAUGAGUCUACUGAUACAGCUGUUUUGGUUUACAUGCAUCGUGAGGUAUUUGGAGAAGAAUUAAAGAAGACAACAUUAAAGUCUUUAGGACUUACAAAAGGUAGAGCAAUGCUGAGACUUUUGCAUCGUGAUCCUAAUCAGAAAAGGGAACAAGCUCACGUGUAUGUUCAAAAAAAAAUGAAUAACACUAUUAAAGAAUAUGAAAAUCCAUCGUCAUCAUUCGAAAAUUACAUUUCAAACAAGAUUCUGGAUCCUAUUAAAUUAAUUAAAGUUGAAAUUGACAAAAAAAAGAAAGAAAAUGAACUUCGAAACUCGCAAGGACAGGAUACAGAACCGUUUCAUGUUGAAUCCAGUCCUACAUCUAAAAGCGAUAUGAGAAAGUAUAAUGAAGAAAGCAAUUUACUAAAUACGGUUGGAUUUGAUAAGUUUCAGAAUGAUGACAUUAAAUUGAACCCGUCUAAAAAAGAAGGAAGCAGUGUAAUUAAUACGAGCGAAUUGAAUAAUUUCCAUAAUGAUGACAUUAAAUUAGAAUAUUUGGGAGAAAGAAAUGCGCUAGUAUUUAACCAAGCAGGAGCCAAAGCCAUUCCCCGAGAAGAGUUGCCGGAUUCUUUCUUUGACCUAACGGUUGAAGAUGCAAAAGUGCUAUUACGGGACGCGAGGAAAACCCGUAACAGAAUGGAGGAAUCACAACUCUUAACAGAGUCACAGCGUCAGUUAGAUAUUGAUAAAAAAACAUUCAAUCAACUACACAAAUAUCAACGAGCUAUCAUUAGGAUACAAUUUCCAGAUCAGUUGGUGCUUCAAGGAUUGUUUGAACCACUGGAGACUGUACAAUCAAUUAAAGAUUUCGUCAAAAAUUAUUUGCAAAAUCCUGAAAAGGAUUUUACUCUCUAUAUGACUCCUCCUCGAAAGGAUUUAAAUCCGAAUUUGCGCCUUAGUGAUGAAAAUCUUAUACCUUCGUCAGUUAUUCAUUAUUCUGGUCCAAGUCUUCUUAAAUCGGAAUUGAAGGAAAAGAUGACGGAUCCACUAGUCGCUACAAUCGAAGCCACGAAAACGAGGCGAACAGGUGCACGAGAACUUCAAGAAUCCUCUAACCCAGCACCAGGAUCUAGCAAGUCCCAGCAUUCAGAUGAACGGAGAGUCCAAGCACCAAAGUGGCUCAAAGGAUUUUUUAAAUAAUCUACUCAAAAACUUAAGUUUUUUCAGACAAAGUGAGCUUCGAGAAAAAUAUUUUUUGAAGUAUUGUCAAUCCCUGAUAUCUUUGUACGUUUUUGUUUUGUGUUGAAAAUAUAAAUUACAAAAGAUAUGCAUUACUG